UCGCCGGCUCCGCAGGAGGAGGAAUGGCUGAGACCGCUCCCGUCGCUGCGCCCGAUGUCGCCGCCGUUCCUUCGGCUCCGGCCAAGGCAACCCCCGCCAAGAAGCCGAAGAAGGCGGCGGGCGGCUCCAAGGCGCGCAAGCCCGCGGGCCCCAGCGUCACCGAGCUGAUCACCAAGGCCGUGGCCGCCUCCAAGGAGCGCAAGGGGCUCUCCCUCGCCGCGCUCAAGAAGGCGCUGGCUGCUGGUGGAUACGAUGUGGAAAAGAGUAACAGCCGCAUCAAGCUGGGGCUCAAGAGCCUUGUCAGCAAGGGCACCCUGGUGCAGACCAAGGGCACCGGCGCCUCCGGCUCCUUCCGCCUCAGCAAGAAGCCCGGCGAGGUGAAGGAGAAGGCGCCCAAGAAGCGGGCGGCCGCGGCCAAGCCCAAGAAGCCGGCGGCCAAGAAGCCCGUCGGCGCCGCCAAGAAGCCGGCGGUGAGGAAGAGCCCCAAGAAAGCCAAGAAGCCGGCGGCUGCUGCCACCAAGAAGGCGGCCAAGAGCCCCAAGAAAGCGACCAAGGCUGCCAAGCCCAAAAAGGCAACGGCAGCGAAGAGUCCGGCGAAGGCGGUGAAGCCCAAAGCUGCCAAGCCCAAAGUGGCCAAGCCGAAAGCGGCUAAAGCAAAGAAGGCGGCGCCCAAGAAGAAGUAAACGGUCCUGAAAAACUCCCGUCUGCCUUGCAGACAACAACCCCAACGGCUCUUUUAAGAGCCACCCAACUUUUCCGCAAAAGAGCUGAAACACUGUUUCUUACUUUUUUAUAUGUGGCUGUCAGUGGAACUCCCGCUCUCUGGCACUACUGUUGCUGGCAGUCCCUCAGAUAACGGUGCACACAAGUGCUUCCGCGUCCUUGUUCUCCGCGGGCGGCUCCGGCAGAGCGCGGCACCGCUCGCUGCAGCCCGGCGCUGUGCGAAAAGCUCCAGGGCAGCCGCGGGAAGCCCCCCGGGUGCGAUCCCGGACACGCUGGGCUUCGGGCAGCGCUCACCGACCCGGCCGGUGGCGGGAGGCAGCUCUCGCAGCCGCUGCUCCCUCCCUCAUCAGCCCGGGCACUGCGCCGGGGGGGGUCCGCGCUCGGGGCCGCUCCCGCCCGCGCCCCUGGAUCCGUGCCGGUUUCGAAAAGCCCGCGCUGCUCGUAGAUUGGCUGCGCCUCUCGGGCUUUUCUGGUGCACGGGAGUUUUCGGGUUAAACAGACGUCCCGUCUCUAAUCCGACAGGCGGGGACUUAGGUUCUUCCCUCGGAGGAAGAGGUUUAUGAGUUUCCUGCUACGAGCCUGCCUCACCGCUGCGGGCUUUUUCACUCCCAGUCUAAUUCUGCCCCCCCUGGAAGUCGUAGGGUGGGGGGGCUCCGCGCGGCAAGGGGAUGUUCCGUGCCGCCCCUUGAGCUGCCCGUAUCCCCGCUGUCCGGUUGAGGUAUUUGUCCCUUAGAGCCGCUAGGCUCAGUCCUUGGCCGGGAGCCAGGGGCUCGUUUCGCCAGGGGAGGCGGCUCCGGGCGCUGUCGGAACCUGCGGGGGGGUUGGAGCGUCCCUCGCCUGCCCCCCAACAUCUCCCCCCUCCCCCCCCUUCUGCAGCCGCCGCCUCCUCCCGGCGAUUUGACCGUGCCCUCCUCCCGCUGCCUUUACCGCAUUCAAGGGAUGUUUUCCCUCUCCUUAGCGGUGGCUGGGUGCUUGGUGGCAGGAGAAAGGAAAAGGGACGGGACGGGAAAGCUGUUUCCUCGCUUCUAGUCAUGGCUCUGGUAUCAGCGUUUCCCCAGCAGAAGGAAGAAGGAAGAAUUUCGUAGAAUUAUCUGCUCAGCUCUCAACAAAAACGGUUGAUCUCAAGUCAGUAGCUCGUAAAUCCGAAGCGAUUACCCCAAAACGGGGUCCCUGCAGUUUAGAGAAGAAAUUGAGACCUGAUUACCGUGUUGUUGAAAAAACCAAUAAGUAAACGUUCUAAGUCCCUGUGCUACAAGGGAAUGAAUACAAAACAGACCCUUCCCUAUUUGUGGUUGCGGAAGGUGUCUUAAAAUAAAGACAUUUUCCUGAAACGCUUCUCUUAUGCUUCUUUUGCAUGUCCACCUAGAAUACGGCUGACAUUUUGGCCCUUGUUUGAAAUUGCCUCUUCCUCUACAUAACGUACAAACCUGCAUGCACAUCACUUAUUUUUUUUUUUUCUUCCCCUAAGAUUCUCGGGCCACGUCCCUGCACCCUGACAGCUCAAAUUCUUGAGCUGAGAUGCAUCUGCCUCUGGAGUGGAGGUGUGCCUAACACGCUCUUGUGGUUACCGUAAGUGAAGGCUGUCGGGUGUCACACCAACUAAUUUUUAGAGAGUUUCACCCUACUGCUGACACUGACCCGAUGAGACUGGGUCCGAUGCGAUUCUCCAGCUGCCUACACCGGGUCAAAAAGGAGUGGAAUUUGGCUGGGUACGGUCAAACAAAAAGCUGUGCAGUGAGAGAGAAUGGGGGCAGUGGUGGUGGGAAGAAGCAUGUGAAAUCAAAGGCCGAAAAUGUAUAUUGUUCAUAGAUUAAUGUGAGGUGCUAUCUUUAUGGAAGGAUACAUUUUAUGAAGCCUCUCAGCUUGAAGGGAGGGGGGAAUAAAAAAACGUCCAUGAGAGGGCAGCAAACACUCGAUAAUGGAAACAUCUUUUUCACAUGAUCCUUUUCAGCUUGAAAGCCAGCUACUUAAUGUCGGUCGCCGAGAUCUUUGUUAAAUAC
Molecule: messenger RNA, 2723 nt
Organism: Cygnus olor (mute swan)
Lineage: Eukaryota; Metazoa; Chordata; Aves; Anseriformes; Anatidae
Product: histone H1.03
Exons: 1
Coding region: 24-683 (219 amino acids)
Biological process (GO): nucleosome assembly
Cellular component (GO): nucleosome
Molecular function (GO): structural constituent of chromatin; DNA binding
Source: RefSeq, a predicted model, not a curated record